UAACUUUGGUUUGGAUAGGGCAAUACAACUUCAGCUCAUCUUCUCAACCAUAGCCACAUUUCUCCGUUAAAAUUCAAUCUUGAAAACUCUAAAAAACACAACAAAAAUGGCAACUUUUUCUGCAUCAUCAUCACCAACAAUCACAUGUUACACAGUUUACAAAUCCCACAAAAACCCAAAAACCAUUUUCUCCAAUUCAUUAGCUAUUAACAGAAAACAGUCAGCCCAUAAUUCUUGCAUUGGCAUUCCUAAUUCUUAUCCUAACUCACCAUUAACACUAAAAAGAUUUAUCAAGAUAAGAGCUUUUUCUGCCACUGAAGAAGAAACAACAGUGAUUCCUGACCAAGGGGAAGCUGAGCCUGAGCCUGAGCCCACUGUUUCUGUUCCAGUUUCACCUUCUGAUAUCCUUACCAUGUUUUUUCAGGCUGAGGGAACAAUGAGUGAAGGGGCUAUUCCUUCCGUGACAAGUGCUUUAGAGGAGACGGAUGGCAUCUCAGACUUAAGAGUCCAAGUUCAUGAGGGUAUUGCAAGUGUCGAGCUAAAGAAGAAAACGACAGUGCAAGCUACUGGAGUGGCUUCUAAUUUGGUUGAGAUCAUACAGAGCUCUGGAUUCAAGUUACAAGCACUAAAUUUGAGCUUUGAGGAUGAAGAUGCCAACUAAAUAUUCGAUUUCAUUUGUUUAUUCCUCAAAAAUGAUGAAUCAAGGGUGUCCUCAUCCUUAUAGUCGAGGUAUCUUAAAUUUCUUACUGAUACUAUUUUUCAAGAUGUUUUUUUAGUUAUGGAAGAUAUGUAGAGUUAUCAUUUGAUCCACAAGAUCCAGUUUUAAUGUUGUAUUUGGCUAGCCUAUAAUGUGUUCUGCAGAGCUAUUAAAAGACUGAAAUUUUCGGUAUUAAA
Molecule: messenger RNA, 894 nt
Organism: Erigeron canadensis
Lineage: Eukaryota; Viridiplantae; Streptophyta; Magnoliopsida; Asterales; Asteraceae
Exons: 4
Coding region: 107-661 (184 amino acids)
Cellular component (GO): chloroplast
Source: RefSeq, a predicted model, not a curated record